Messenger RNA from Anopheles darlingi, 1689 nucleotides. Its product is annotated as ninjurin-B-like. The coding region runs from base 18 to 719 and encodes 233 amino acids. NCBI's taxonomy places the organism in Eukaryota, Metazoa, Arthropoda, Insecta, Diptera, Culicidae. Gene Ontology annotation, biological process: tissue regeneration; cell adhesion. The transcript is spliced from 6 exons. The record is from RefSeq and is a predicted model, not a curated record. Gene Ontology annotation, cellular component: membrane.
AGUAAGGACAGCACAAAAUGAACGCAACCGGUGCUAAUGGGAAGAUGGUAGAAGAUGCCACUCCGAAGGACAAACAUCUGCAGAUUCCCAUUGAACCAGAGGGGGAUGAUGAAGAUGACGAUUUUGGUAGUAUUUUGGAAUCGGAAACCGGUGAUAUUGGCUUCGAGACGAGGCAGGUUAGCCAACACACUAGCUACACAGAGGAAAAACGUAUGUUGCUGCAUCCAUCUACUAAGGAAAGUGAGCCGACCCCGCGAAAAGAUAAUGACGCGGCAACCACAGGAAAGGUUGAGCGGGAACAAACACAAUCGGAGCUUUCCAGCUUUGUGCAGAAGAAGUCCUUCGCCCAGAACAUGAUGGACAUCGCAUUGUUGUCAGCCAACACUAAUCAGCUUCGGUACGUGAUGGAUCUAGGCGACAAGCAUCCUUACUAUGGCACCAGCUUAUCGCUGAUUAUUCUUAGCCUGUUUAUGCAGGUUGUUGUUGGUUUGGCCAUGCUGUACUGCAACAGAUACAACAUAAGAAAUAAGGGAGAAAUGAAACGAGCAACACAUGUCAACAAUUUAUCUGUGGUCGGUGUCUUCAUGGUGACGCUGAUAAAUGUAUUUAUCUCCACCUUCAACGGCUCACAAGUGCAGAUAGUGGGUGAUCCUACUGCUACUAGCCCUACUAGUCCUACUAUCAAUGUAAGCAAUGACGUGGGCAUAGAUACUUGGUGAACGAGUAGAAUAGUUUGAUUUUUUAAAUUUUCUAAAUGUAAAAGCAAUAAUCCUUGACAAUAAACGCCUUCUUUGAAGGAGUUAUGAAUAGAAAAGUUGCUACUUUGUGGAAAGGAACCCUCUUCGCGAACCUUCCUUAACACUGGGUGUUCAAUGCGUCACUAAAUCAACGAGCAAUUCGGUCAAGAAAGACGCCGAGUUUUGAAGCGUUACUCUAUCUUAUCGGAGGUUAUCUAUAAGCGCACACAUAGUUUAUCACCACUUCGAAACGCUUCCUAUACAACUCGAGACGAACGAUUGCUCAGCCAAAAGGGCUCACUUACUUCACAAUGAGGCUCGUAGCGGUGAUGGUGGUUUUCUGUAGCUCAUUCUACAUGACGAGCGGACAAUUUUUAGAGUGCGAUGUGGAUUUGGACGAUCCAGCCAUUCUUGCACAAUUGCCGUACGAGUGCCAACACUUGGACGAAGCAUCCAACGAGCUGAUGAGGCAAGAGGCCAUAAGCUUCAGGACGUUCCACAGCAAGCUGCUGGAAUAUGAGGCAGCACAGGGCAAGAAUACAGAGGACGAGAUCUACAUGGAUAUGGAUUUCCGACGGUGGCUCUACGGACAGGUUGAAAUUGACUUGUGCUCUGAGAUCGUGGAACCGUUGGAGAAGGUCGUAAAGUGUCUCAUCGAGAAGCGGCAAGAGAUGGUUGAUAUGAUUGCUGCCAGUGUAGUGAAGCAAAACUGAAAACUAGAUUAGUUACACGGGCGAAUGCAUGCGUUAUCUUAUAGAAAAAGUGUUAUUACUUACAUGCAGAGGAAGAUUUUAAGAUUUCGAACAGUAUAGGCUAUCAAGAGCUGUGACUGCAUCAGAGUGCUUAUUUAGGUUGGCUUUAUCGAAUUGUAUCAGUAUUAUGACGAACGAAAGUAGUGCGGCAAAUAUCUUGAAAGAAGUAUAAAUGAGCAGGGUGUAUAUUAACUUCACGA